Molecule: messenger RNA, 1413 nt
Organism: Opisthocomus hoazin
Lineage: Eukaryota; Metazoa; Chordata; Aves; Opisthocomiformes; Opisthocomidae
Source: RefSeq, a predicted model, not a curated record
AUGGCUGCCUGCAGCCUGACACUGGGACUGUGGCUAGUGCUGCUUCUCCAGGAUACCCAGACAGCCCCUCAGACAUCACUAACCCCAUCUCAUUCCUGUGAUACACUUGAGAAUGGGUUCUAUGAUGAAACUUCACGAAGCUGCUGUUACCAGUGUCCCUCAGGCUAUGUUAAAAAGAGAGCAUGUCCUAGGGACGUAGAUGAAGACUGCAUGAGAUGUGGACCUGAACAAUAUGUGAAUGAAGCAUUGCAAAAGCCACAAUGUGACGCUUGUGUGUCAUGUGCAAAAGAAUCUGACCUUGUGGAGAAAGAGCCCUGUUCCUUCAAUUCUAGCCGUGUGUGUGAGUGCCGCCCAGGCCUGUUCUGUCAAACCCCUGUUCAGAACACCUGCAUGCGAUGCCAGAAGCACACUGUUUGCAAGCCUGGUUUUGGAGUCAAAGUCAGAGGCACCUCAACAAAUGAUGUUACUUGUGAACAGUGCCCUUCCGGGACUUUCUCUGAUCAAAACUCCAGCACCGACAUCUGCAAGCCCCACACGAACUGUGGUGAGUUAAACAAAGUAGUGCUAAGCAAAGGAAAUGCGACACACGAUCAGGUUUGCCUGGACCGAUUGCCCACCUACCUCACCCCAAGCACUUUGUCCAUGGGAUUCAGCAAUGAAACAAGUAACUCUGACCUAAGAAGGUUUGAGGAGAACCUGGUGACCAUUGCUAGUGUGCUUUUAAGUGCCACAACAACUGAAAACCCCAGUUCAACUCCUGAGGAGAAAGCUCCGGCUGGUCUAGUUCUUUGGGGAGUGGUUCUCUCUGUGGUAGUGCUACUUGUGGGCAUGCUGUUAUUUUGGAAAUGGAAGGUUUGCAAGAAGCGGAUCCUCAUCCUCAAAGGAAAGCCACAUCUGCGUUCCAUCACUUCACACAAAUCUGGGCUCAGAUCUCAAGGUUCUGAUCUAGUGAACAAAACUGCAAAGAUCAUACUGACUGCUGACAGUGGGCCAGAAGAGGAGUUAAUUGACAGAACCCUCCCUUUGGAAAACAACAAUAACUUGAUGUCCAGCACAGAAAACGCAUAUAGUCCUGAUGUGAGUCUGACUGAUGUGACACAGAGCAGUGGAAAUGCCCCAGAAUGCGCUAUAGAUUCUCGAGUGAGAGACCACACAAAUAAUCGAAUUGAAAAAAUAUACAUCAUGAAGGCCGACACUGUUAUUGUGGGGUCUGUUUCGGAAGUGCCUAGUGGCAAGAACUGUGCUGCUAGAGGAUGCGAAAGUAAUGUUGAUGCCCAGGAAAAUACAGAAGAGGAACUGGCAAUGCACUAUCCAGAGCAAGAAACAGAGUCUUUUCCAGGGAAUGAUGUAAUGGUUCCCGUGGAAGAGGAGGGAAAGGAAUUUCACCACCCCACCACUGCCACUGAAAAGUGA